Dryobates pubescens (Downy woodpecker) is the source of this 2060-nucleotide messenger RNA. It is a transcript of the gene SORBS3, whose product is annotated as sorbin and SH3 domain containing 3. The record is from RefSeq and is a predicted model, not a curated record. Bases 117 to 2033 code for a protein of 638 amino acids. Gene Ontology annotation, molecular function: protein binding. NCBI's taxonomy places the organism in Eukaryota, Metazoa, Chordata, Aves, Piciformes, Picidae. The transcript is spliced from 17 exons.
CAUCAUCCGCCACCGCGGCUCCAACACGCUGAAUUUCGACUUCCACGACAGCCGUGGCACAGCUGAGCGUGCCCAGGUGGCACCCAGGAGCCCAGGUACCCACCCCCGGGGGGCACAUGUGGGCACCCCCGCGGGCCGAGGGCGAAGGCUCACCCUCACCCGCCCUGUCCCCAGUUACCGAGUGGUACCAGACCUGGCCAGCCAAGGAGGGGAAGGUCCCCAGCAGCCUGGCACCCGCUGGCCCCGUGCCCACCCCCGGGGCUGUGCCAGCUUGCCCCCGGGCGCCAGGCUGGUCUGGCACCUGGACCAAGGACAGCAAGCGGCGGGAGCGGCGCUGGGUGAAGUACGAUGGCAUCGGGCCGGUGGAUGAGACAGGGAUGCCAAUCGCCUCCCGCUCGAGCGUGGAUCAGCCCCGGGACUGGUACCGCAGCAUGUUCCGACAGAUCCACCGCAAGCUGCCUGAGCCCGACUGGGAUGCCCAGCGCUGCCCCGUGGGCGAAUCCAGCCCCUCGCCCCCCGCGGUGCCUCCAGACCCACGCAGGAAGGAGACGGUGCCCACGGACUCGCCCAGCGUGCCCAACGGGCUGGACUGGACCCACUGGGGUGCCACCCGUGCCACCGCGGAGCCGGGCAGCAUUUUCGACUAUGAACCAGGGAAGUCCUCGGAGCCACAGCAGCCCCUGGCAGCGGUGCCACCGGCGCGGGCUCAGUCCAUCGAGGUGCUGCUGGAGCAGGAGCUGGAGCAGCUCAGCCAGGAGCUGGACAAGGACAUGAGGGCCAUGGAGACGCGGGGGCACCCGUGCCAGGGCUCCGCUCGCUCCCCGGCUCCGGCCCCCGCCCGGAGCCCUCGGUCACCUCACUGGCUGCAGCCCCCACCCCCCAGCCACAGCAUGGAGCGAGGUGGCCUGGGGCUGGCUGCUGACCGGAGCCGAGCAGCCCCCGGCAGAGGCCGAGCUGGGGGGUGGCACCCCAUGGCCCCCCAACAUUUUGCAGACACCCUCAGGCCAGAGACCCUUCCCAGCCUGCCUGACAUGGGGGAGCCCCCGGAGGCUGUCAGGAGGGAGGAGAAGAAGAUGAAAGCUGCUCGCCUCAAGUUUGACUUCCAAGCUGAGUCACCCAAGGAGCUGGCACUGCAGAAGGGAGACAUCGUCUACAUCCACAAGGAGGUGGACAGGAACUGGCUGGAGGGGGAGCACCACGGCCGGGUGGGCAUCUUCCCCUCCAACUACGUGGAGAUCCUGCCCCCCACCGAGGUGCCCAAGCCCAUCAAGGCCCCCAGCCUCCAGGUGCUGGAGUAUGGAGAGGCCCUGGCGCUCUACACCUUCCGCGGGGAGCUGCCCGUGGAGCUCUCCUUCCGCAAGGGGGAGCAGAUCAGCCUGGUGCGGAGGGUGGAUGAGCACUGGUACCAAGGGCGCAUCUCGGGCACCAGCCGCCAGGGCAUCUUCCCUGCCAGCUACGUGCAGGUGCAGAAGGAGCCAAGGCUGAAGGCCACCGCCGAGGACUUCUCCUCCUCCCCCUCCUCCUCUUCCUCCUCCAGCCCUCGGCUCGCGGCCAAGUCGCCCUCCCUGCAGCGCUGCCCUGGUCCCCAGGGCUCCCCCAGGCUGGCAGAGCGGGCUCCCGGCGAUGCCAGGCUGUGCCCAUCCUCCUCCCCGCAGCACCUCGGCUUCUCCUUCUCCCACUCCCCCAAGCUGCCCCACGCCAGCCCCCUGAGCCCCUCCCCAGCCCCCUCCGGCCCCCUGCCCGCUCCGGCCAGCCACCCCCAGCAGCCCCGGAGCCCCAAACAGUGCCCAGCCCCGGGGGCACCUCCCGGCGCCCGCCCCGAGCCUGCUCCGUCCUACAACGGCUCCGAGAUCCGAUGGACGCCGUACCGGGCACUGUACCAGUACCAGCCCCAGAACGCCGACGAGUUGGAGCUGCUGGAGGGGGACUGCGUGGAUGUGCUGCAGCAGUGUGACGAUGGCUGGUUCGUGGGUGUGUCCAGGAGGACGCAGAGGUUUGGCACCUUCCCUGGCAACUACGUGGCACCGGUGUGAGCCCUGGAGAGGAGGAGGAGCCUGGGG